Molecule: messenger RNA, 1134 nt
Organism: Aspergillus versicolor CBS 583.65
Lineage: Eukaryota; Fungi; Ascomycota; Eurotiomycetes; Eurotiales; Aspergillaceae
Product: Zn(II)2Cys6 transcription factor
Exons: 1
Coding region: 1-1134 (377 amino acids)
Biological process (GO): regulation of transcription by RNA polymerase II
Molecular function (GO): zinc ion binding; DNA-binding transcription activator activity, RNA polymerase II-specific
Source: RefSeq, a predicted model, not a curated record
AUGCCGUCGCGACGCCCCCAUACAAAAUCCCGAGCUGGCUGCAAGAGAUGCAAGGAGAAGCAUAUCAAGUGCGAUGAGGCCCAGCCUGUUUGCGGCGCCUGCGCCAGAUAUAACGUGCCCUGUGUUCCGAAGCCGUCGAGAUCCAGGGCCAAGCCUGCCAGCUCAGCACAGUCCCAGCCAUCAGUAUCGCCAGGCCCUAUACAAGGUGCAGAGUCCAGGUCUUCAAUUACAGUCUGGGAAUUCGGCCUGCUGCACCACUGGAUCCUGCACGUAGCGGACUCGUUCAACGUCAGCCGCGGGUUCUGCGAUGCCUGGCGCAACCAUGCCAUCAAAGACGCCGUCCAGCACGACUUCUUCCUACACAUGAUCCUGAUGCUGUCUUGUCUGCACCUAGCCCUAACAAAGUCGCCAUCUUUCACUGAAGCACACCGCGCCUUCAUCUUAGAAGGUUGCUCGGUCGCAACGGCGCGCUUCCGCAUCGAAGCCGGAAACAUCAACGACUCCAACUGCCAGGUCGUCCGAGGCUUCCCUUUCCUGCUCUCCAUCUACGGAUUCGCAUUAGGGCAGCUCGAUUGUGAGGAUAAAAGCGACGAGGCAGUCCUCGAUGAGAUGAUUCACAUAUUGAUCCUCAUCAAGGGCAACAGUCUGAUCCGUGACACCACGAACCCCUGGAUGCAACUCCGUGGACUCGAGGCCUGGAUGGACGAAAAGGACGUCUUCACCAACGACCCGAAUGAACUCCAAUCCGACCUCGAUCUCGUGCGUGCAGUGGGCGAUCUAGAGCGCUGGAUAGACUCGUCCGAUGACGACCUGGCCGUGAAAGCAAGCAACACCAACACCGUCAACCUGUUCAAGGGCGCUCUUGACUUUCACCUCAAGCUGAAUCUCCGGCCGCUUGCAUGGCCGAACGUCAUUCAGAAUGAUUAUCUGGAUUUACUCCGACAGCGAAACCCCAUGGCCAUGGUUAUCCUGGCCCACUACGCUGUGAUUCUGGGGCAGUGUAGCUCGCAGUGGUGGUGUUCUAACUGGGGAGUCCAGCUGGUGUCUGUUAUUGCCUCCCUCCUGCCGGAGAAGUAUACAGGGGCCAUGGCCUAUCCGCGUCGUAUGUUGAAUUUAAACCCUGAUAGGCAAUGA